This is a messenger RNA of Osmia bicornis bicornis, 7331 nucleotides long. RefSeq lists its product as uncharacterized. Bases 2067 to 5321 code for a protein of 1084 amino acids. NCBI's taxonomy places the organism in Eukaryota, Metazoa, Arthropoda, Insecta, Hymenoptera, Megachilidae. The record is from RefSeq and is a predicted model, not a curated record. The transcript has 9 exons.
AGGUUCUCAUAGCUAUCAGUUGAAAGGGAACGGAUAGAAUCGGAGGAGUGUCGAUCGUUCUUUAAAGGAGUUUCAGUUAUCGUUACUGGUAGCUCCCUUGAACCUCGUUUCUUCUUUUCUUCGAUACUCGGAUGCUACUUCUUCUAUUCCAUGGGAAUUCCGCGAAAUAACGAGGUAACUUCUCGUUCGGAUAGAAACGCCGCGGCGUCUAGACGGGAUGCGCUGUAUUUGCACGGUAUAUUGCACCAGUUGAAUAGCUUAUUCGAAAGUCUGCCUCGCAGUCUGCUCGACCACUCGGUUUUUCCAUACAAAGAGGAUUAGCAUCGUCCUCUUUGUCUUUCGACGUUCCUCUCCUUUUGCCCUUCCAUUCUUUUUUCCCAUCUCACACUUUAUCGAUCCAUUCCCUUUUUCCCUGUUUCCACCUUCUCGUUCUUUUCUUCGCCGACGAGCGAAGCGUGCUUUACCAACGCUUUUCCAACUCGGCGCAAGAUGCGGCUCCAUCGAAUACCUCUUCCACUUUGCAUUUUUGCUUAUGCUUACCAGAAGCCUACACCGACUGCCGUGCGCGUACGAUUAGGAAAUUAUUAAGUGUAAAUAGAAAAAGCGUGUUUGCAUUCGGUCUGAAGCUGAUCGUUGGCAAGCAAACGAGUCGCGGAAACGACUGGAAGCGUUUUCCUUUGAUCACAGAGGAAAAUCGCUAUCCCUUUUUCCCUUUAUCCCGACGUCUCUUCUCUAUAAACGCAGCUUUUACAUCGAAUGUCGUCUACAUACGGGAAAAAUAAAAAGGAAGAAACAGCGAACCGAUAGCUGGAAGCUUCUGAAAAUAUCAAGCUUCCUCGAUUUCAAUCUAAAUGCAAGUUCACCGGUUAUUUUCACCGGUAAACGGAAGAAAUUAACGCCGGUAUUUUAUCGAACAACCCAGUUUCCUUAUCCUUGCAUAUUACGUAAGAUUCGAGUGCUAUUUCUGAUCGCGUUUGAAAUAAGUUAUUUAUCCAAUCGAAGGUAUCGAAGAAUACGGUUGCCUUUAAUUUCCAUAAUUUCCCCGGGGUUCUGUCGUUUCUCUUUGAAAAAGCAGACGCACCGUCCUUAGGAAAAAAGCAGUCGGAUGAAACUGGUCUCGUAGCGAAACUCGAUCGGCGUUUCUUCUUCUGGUUACAUUCGAAGGAUCUUGGACGAGAUCGAAAGAAACGCGAUCUGAAAUCGUACAGCGGUCGUAGCAGCGAAAGUGAUAAAGGAGGAUCGGGCGGAUAAGGAGAGCUGUAGUUGGGAUAGGCCCGAGAAGGUGGUCGACGGUGCAACAUCGUCAGGCCCGGGACCGAAGCAAGAGAACAUGGGACACAGAGUGUACGCGCGAAAGCGAACGGAAGCCUGGGGCAGUGGAACGAACGGAGAGAGGCAAGCUUCAAACUUGGUGGCUCGUCAGUGAGACUUUAGCUAGUGUCGGAAGCGGUACAUUUCAUUACGAUUCUUAAGUCGCGCGCGAAUUUUCGAGCCACCGAGGAGGUGGUGCCCGAAAAAUCAACGCGAUUCGAAAAGCUACGAAAACCGAGGGGAUUUUGAAUUCAAAGAAGAAUACUUCAUCCUUCGAAACUCCACGAAUUACGUUCUGUCAGAUUAGUGUUGUGGUCGAAUGUGUCGGUUUUUGAUUGACGGUGCGAAUCGCUCGAAGGGAAGCGAAUUUUUCGAGGAUCUAGAAAACCAGCGAUCUUCUCUUGGAUGACGCAAAAUUCGUUGGCUCGGAUGGUCGAGGAAUGGCGCGAGGAGGAGUUGAACGCGCGUCGGCUGACACGCUGACACGCUGACACGUUGGCUGGCGAGAUUCGAAGCGGCGGCACUCGAAGAGUAAAAAAAGGCAACGAGUUCUGAGCCGGUCGGUCCGCGCGCGAACCGAAUCGAUCGGUAACGAAAUGGACACGCGGCCGCGUAUAGAUCGCGGAGUUUGAUCGAGAAUCGGGCAAGAGGACUGGCAGCCUCUGGACGAACGAACGCGCAAAGUUCUUUCGCUCCGAUCGGCUAAUUCCGACCAAGGCAAUAUUCGCCGAAUCGUACGGCGAACAUCGCUCAACAUGUUCGGGACGAAAUUUCGCACGUGGAUGGAGGCACACAUCGUGCGAUCGAAAAAGAAGAAGGACAGGAAGAAGGGUGACAAGGGGUUCGAUUCGAACUGCAACUCUCCCAGAAACUACGCCGGCAACAGAUCUCCUGGAUUGCAUCAAGUUCAUCCGGUGGAUUCGCCGACGAAGAACGUGGACGGAAUCCGGUUGCACGAGGGAAGCAGCAGCCGCAGCGGUACCGUCACCACCUCCUCGGCCACGUCCGCCGGCACGGCAAGCGUCAAUCUAUCCUCUCCGGAAAGCGCGUACAGCACCGGAUACUCGACGGACGGUACCUCGCCUGGAACCAGUUAUCCCCCCGAAUAUUACAUCAACAUCCGUACCGGAACUCAUUAUUUUCAAAGCAACGGCGUCCAAGGUACCGCGAACGCCAACGGCAGACCAAAGAGGCCGAUCGACGCCGCGGAUCAACCGCCUGCUGCACUACAUUCGAGACAUGGGAAGUUCGACGACAGCGUCGAACCGUCCUUCUCCGCUAGUAUGACCAGCAGAGACACCGAUCACCCUUCGAGAGACCUUCGCACCAGCACCCCUAACGAGAGCAGCGAACAUCCGGGAAAGCAGAGACCGAAGCAGCAACAGCUAUCGCAAUCACAGACGCAACAAGAGAGGUACCAUCGACGGACCGAGUCGUUUUCAGCGGACUCGUCGAGAAGCAACCAAGCCGUACCCUCGUCUAUACCACCGCCGUUGCUCUCGCCUACGGUCCAGUCGCCCCGUGAACGAUCUCGGAUUCGAACUAAUCCGUGGCUUUCGGCCAACUCGUCCGGUUCCAGCAGCAACGGCUUCAAGUCCAGACUGAAUCUGGACGACACAAGCAGCGGCUCUGGCUUGAAAUUAACCGAAUCCUCUGGGAGCGCCAGCGACGUGAACGUAAACAGCGCGAAAGAGAGUCUCGCGAGAAGAGAUUUAAAGCAAGAGAGCCUCAGCGCUGGAAGAAGUCCUCUCCUUCUUUGUAACAGGAUAAAUCAUAAUUGGAGAAUAGCGUCCGGGCUGGAGAUUCGUCCAAAGAUAUCUCUGUCGGUGCAACGGCGAAGCAGCAGCAGCAGUCGCAGUAGCAGCAGUAGCGGUAGCAACGGAAGUAGCGGUAGCAACAACAACCGUAGCGGUAGCAGUAACGAUAACGGCAACGGUAACGGCUCGUCCGGUUCGUCGGUGACGCGAAGCGUCAGAUCGUCCGAGGACGAUAUCACGUUGAACGAGAUGAUGGGGAAAUUCGACGAGAGUUACGUGUACGAGAAAGAGACGGACAUAUUAUCCGACAGCGACCCGACCGACUGCGAGGACUACAUCGACUCGUUGUCGGACGCGGACGCCGCGCGAGACGCCGGCGACGAGAACGAUCCGUUGGAAAACGACGAUUUCGAUUAUAUCGAUAACGGCUCCUCGUUCCUCGAUCUCGACAAUCUUGACUGUUCCGCGCCCUUUACCAAUACCGGCCAUUGUACCUACUUUGCGUUCACCGGUGAACCCGCUCGACGGAGCAGCAAAUUGCGGGAGUCGUUGAUGAGACGCAGAAACAGGGACGAUGCGACGAUGCUUCAAAGGUCGAUCAGUGUGAAAAAUAGCGCCAAGAGGCAAAGCGCGCGACACAAGAAGGUGGACGAGAAACAACAGAGCGAAAAACGCAAGAAGAGAAUUUCUCAGCGUCGUAAAUCGAACAUGGAGAAACGUGACGUUGGCCGUGGCGGUAACGAGGAAAUUGGCGAAGGCGACGACGAUGACGACGAGGACGAAGAGGAGACGGCGAAUCUGAACCGCGUGCUGGUGGAGAGAAUGCUGUUGAAGAAUUCGGGCUUCAAUCAGGGUAGCAGAAGCGUCGGUGGUACUCCGAUCUGUCUUCGUCGCCGGAAACACGACGUCAAUAAGAAUCUGUCGCCUAUGAGAUCGAACGACGAACGAUCGGUUGCUCGAAUCACCGGCCUCGAUAGCGAGGAGAUCGUUAAAAGACGUUCCAAUUCUGUGAGUUACGUGAAUGGUAACAUCGUGAGGCGACGAAUAGGCGGCAAUGCUUACAUGACCACGUUCGCCUCGGAGAUCGCUUUGAUGGAGGCGGACAAGGAAGCGGAUAAAAAGUACCGUGAGCUGAUCCUCGAAGCGGAGAACAUCUUGGUGAACAUGCAGAAGAAUCAACACAGCGUGCCGAUAGUUCCAUCGCCUUCCCGUAAAUUUCACAACGGCCUCGCGAACAAACGCGUCGAGCUGAUUAAAAACACGGAAUUGAACAUCGAGCUUGCUCUUUCGAAGAGCAGGAACUCCCAACCAGAGUUGCAAAGCGGUAGCAUCAAAGAUAUAGAGCACACCAGUCCCAAGAGACAAUUUCUUCCGUCUAAUUCCCCGAUGCGUCGACUGGCAGAGCGAAACGCGUCUCCCGUCACCGGAUUCCACUUGAACGACAACCCUUACAAUAGACAGGAUGCAACGGUACCGAUUAAAUGUUUGCCAGAUUCUCCGCUUCCCUCGAGAAGAACGUCGCCUGGACUUUCGCCUACUAACAGCCUUCUUCGCUAUCCGAGGUCGAAAGUUUCCGAACCGCAGGACAACGAAGAACGUAGCGUAGGAAGACGAGGAGCGACGCCUUUGAAUUGCAACGGUAUCCUUCGACCGGACCUCGAGGCUUCUUUCGCGCGUUCUCAGGUUUGCAUACAGAACAGAGCUCGCGCUAUCUUGGCUCAGAGAGACCCCUCCGAUUCGAAUCGAGACUGUCGCGUCUCGAAAUUGUCCGGUAAAGAGGAGGGAGUCACCUCGAGCUCGUCGGACUCCGAGGAGAAAUGCGAUGUUAGAAGAAGGGCACCUCUGAUGACAUUCAGGUCGAUCGAUAUGGGCCCUAUCAAAGAAGCUUCUUCCUAUUGCCCGCAAAGCGAGCCGGUUAAAAGGAAAGUGUACGCUGGUAGCACUACUUAUGAUAGAAUUCAAAAGACGUUGGGAGAACAGGUGGUGCUGAGAAAUUCAGACGGUGACACAGCCACCGACGAUACCGACGACUCGAGGCGAUCUUUAAGGGAAAAAGUAGCUCGGUUGCGGCAGGAACGAUUAACCGCAAACGCAAACGCUCAGGAUUCGCAGAUCUUCCAACACCAACUGUCGCAAUUGCGAAGACAGAUGUUGAUGCAAACCAUCGAGGGUCUGAAAAGAAGCCUCGAGGAUCAGUCAGCGACUCUGAAGCAAACUUGCUUGGAACCGGUGAUGACCAACCGAUUACCUUGAACCUCCUCGUUGAAUUAGCGAUCGAGGAACGUACGGCUUUGUUACGUGACGAAACAAGGUGGCGAGGGGUUAACAAGGAGGUGGCGGGAAACGGUAAUCGACUGAUACCCCAGUCCUCUUUCGGGAAACGGCUCGAUUUUUAUCCUCGAGGAUAAUCGAUUGCUCUCCUUCUCCUUCUCUCCUCGUGUAACGUUGUAACCGAAUUAAUAAUGUGAUCUUCUCGAAAAUCGAGACACCCGGGAAUCGACGGUGCGCAGCAUAGCUGAAUCUCUACCUAAAUCGUUUAGAAGGGAAUCGAUCUAUUUUUCUGCCUGUCUACACGGUAAGAGACUCAAAAUUCAGAAUUUUACAUAUUUUCUGAGUAUCGUUCUCUCGCGAUCUGUUCCCCGCUCUUCGUUCUUCCGUUCCUUUUCUUUCAACGACCAAGCAACUGAGAGUUUCUCAAAUUUUCAUCCCUCUGUUCGCGAUCUAUUCUCCUUGAUUCGUUUAUGAGACAAAAUUAAUUAGAAUACCGCGUUGAUCUUUCUCGUCUAUCGAGUCGAUUAUAUUUUUUCGUUGAAACGUUUGAUAGCGUAGUUUUCCUUCGCAUCGAGAAUACACGCUUUACAUCUCACGUAUAUCAUAUACUCGUAAUGUUCCUAUUUCUACUUGGUAAUUCGUACUAUCGAAAGAAGAGAGCCACGGUAAACGGACUAGGGGCAAAUUUGUAGUCGAUUUUGUCGGUGAAACGUAACGUUUCCCCGUUAGUAUACCAAAGAUAAUAGUCUAGCACGGUAGCAUUAGAGAGCCGUUUAGUUGAAUCAGCUAAAUACGCUAAAUACGAGUUCGUACUAUUAGACAGCUGUUGCUAGUAUCGUUUUCCUUUCAGUUUCGUAGAGAAACAACACCGUGUACCGCGUUACGUGGAAAAAUCGUCAUCUUCCAUUAUAAUACACGUCAGAGUCGAUCGCUGCGAAACUUUCAUUUUUCUUUAUCGUAAAUCAUACGUAAAAACGUUACCAACGUUCUUUUCCUUUUUUUUCUAUUUCUCUUUUGUUAACGAACGUUUCGCGGAAAUUUCACUCUGACGUGAUAGAAUGAAUACUUUGAAAAACACAGUGAUAUUUUUGCGAGAAUAGACUGAUAGUGUUAUCGAUAUUAUUGUUAGACGUAAGCGUUCAAUGACGAUUAUUUACAUGUGAUUUAUAUGUUAAAAAACAGUUCAUCGAGAACGACGAUUCGUAAUACGCGCACGAUAUUUAUGUUUGUGUUAGAUGUGCUAGAGACACCGUAGUAAAUGAAAAUAAUUAGAGGACAAUAGUGGUAGAGAAAAAAUACUAGUGCGCUAGUUAGCUAACUGAUUAUUAUCGAACUAAACAACUGUUUCUAUCUACAGCCGUUUUAUGGAAACCAUCAUCCCUCUUUGUGAUUUAUUCGCUGGUUUCGUUGAAAACUGUGAUUACAACUUGCAUAGCCAGUUUUAAGAGUUAUCGACGUAACUCGUGGAACGUUUUCGUGCCAUCCAUCACGGUGCACCGUGAUUCGGAUGAAUUCUUUUUCUUUUUUUUUUAUACUCAAUGCCUGUACAUAUACUUAGUUUUUAAUCGAAUAGAGAUCUACCUUUUUUUUUCUUUAAACGCUCCACGUAAACGAUAUGACGAUUACUAUAGUGUCAUUACUACCGUUAUUAAUUACUAUUAUUCAUAUUAUUAUUAUUACUAUGAUUUCUCAUUACUUUAGCUGAUUAAGUAGAUCGAGACAUUCCGAAGAUGUAAAUGAAGAGUUGUAGUCUUGCUUGAAAUCUUCGAUGACUCGUCGAAUGGUUAGCGAAUGAAACAUUCAAACUGUUCCCCUGUUAACAAGCAUUGCUAGUCAUCUGGUUACAUUUGUGCAGGGUAUAUGAUCGACAGUUUCGAAUUAACAUUAACGGGACACGAUAUUGUUGCAAAUUUUCUGUGUACUAAACCAUUUACAAGAUUAAAUGGUCUUUUUUUAUAUGAUUAUGAAUAAAUUAUAUUACGUCGUUGGAAA